Messenger RNA from Monodelphis domestica (gray short-tailed opossum), 724 nucleotides. RefSeq names its product NADH:ubiquinone oxidoreductase subunit C2 (gene NDUFC2). Gene Ontology annotation, biological process: mitochondrial electron transport, NADH to ubiquinone. The record is from RefSeq and is a predicted model, not a curated record. Gene Ontology annotation, cellular component: mitochondrial inner membrane; respiratory chain complex I. Lineage: Eukaryota; Metazoa; Chordata; Mammalia; Didelphimorphia; Didelphidae.
AACUCUGAUGGGCUGCCUUCAGCAGGCUUCCCGUUGCCCCUGGUCUCAGGAAAACCACGUGUUCUUUUCCCUGCUGACCAGAGAGGGAUGAGAGGGGGAGGGGGAAGCGUUUAGAACGGCGGAACCUUUGUGCAGCGGUCCCGGACGUUGCGUGGCCGGGAGGGACGCCUUUGCUCGGCGCACAACGCGGUGUCCUUCACCUCUGCCGGAGGAGGAGGUGGCGUCCGCGGCAGCAAAAUGAGCGUGAGGCCCAACUCCAUCCCGCUGAAGUUCCUGCCCGAUGAGGCCCGGAGCCUACCGCCGCCGAAGUUAUCGGACCCGCGGAUCCUCUACUCGGGCUUCAUGGGCUACUGCGCUGGACUGUUGGAUAACCUGAUCCAUCGUCGGCCGGUGAUGACAGCUGGUUUGCAUCGCCAACUUCUAUAUGUCACUUCAUUUUAUUUUGUGGGCUAUUACCUUAUUAAACGCCAAGACUUUAAGUAUGCUGAAAGGGACCGUGACAUGCGUCAAUAUAUGAAACUGCAUCCAGAAGAUUAUAAAGAAGAAGAAAAGAAAACUUAUGCUGAAAUUUUUGAAGAGUUUUAUCCAGUUCGCUGAAACUUUUCACACUGGCUACUUUAUUUCUUCACCAAGAGCUAUUGUUGAUAAACUCAAUGUGAUGUAUUUCUACAUAUUCAUAUGUAAUGAAAAAUUUAUGGUCUUAUAAUUAAAUGAGUGACAUGAA